CGCUUGCAAGUAUUUAGAAAUUAGUCCUCACUGACACACACGUCUUGAGUUCACUCACGAACAGUUCAGAAGCUGCCGAAAGUCAGGCCACUGAGAGCGCGUGUAUCAGGCUCAGUACAGCAGCCAGCAAUGGUCCCGGCCGAGUGACGUUCCACACACCGCUCCACCGCGCACGCAUACCAAACCCAAAGAUGACGCGGCUGUUCUUCGAACUAUUUUCCUUAAUAUUCUACUUCGCUCAGUCUCACGCCAUGAUGAUGAGAAAUGAUGCAUUAAUAUCGAAAAUGGUAUCAGACUUUCAAAAAGACAACACGAUGUCUGCCACGCAGCGCUCCCCCGACCAGCCACAGCAGCCACAGCUGCAGCCGUCGCACCAACAGUCGCACCAAAAGUCGCACCAACAAUCGCACCAACAAUCGCACCAACAAUCGCACCAACAAUCGCACCAACAGUCGCACCAGCAGUCGCACGUACAGAUACACAGGUCGCAGCAGGACCUGCAGAACCCCGACAUUCUGUCUAUGAUGCAGAAUGUGCUCUGCAAGAACUUCCCCACGAUACCGUGCGGCAUGAUCGUGGAGGACGACACGCUGCGCAACCUCAUCGAGCGCUCUAUACAACAGCUCAAGUACAAGAAACUGUCCAUGGAGAAGACGACGGCAAUACCCGGCUACCACCUAACAUUGUUUCCCUCUAUAAACAGCGAGGAUCUGUCAAAUUUUCUGCAAGUCAGCGAGAAUGGCUACUAUAAGAACAAGGCCGAGAAAUCAAGAUCGAAGAAACACAAAAAAAGAGUCGCGAAGGCAAACGUAGAACAACCGACGGGGGAGAGAGACAACAAGAAGAAAAGCAAGUCGAAGAAGGACAACACGAGGACCACACUGUACAACGGCAGGAAGAAGAUAAGGAAGUUCUAUCCGCACAAAAUAAAGUACAAGGAUAAGUCGAAGGGAAGGAAGGACUUCGUGGACUAUUCGGAGGAGAAGCUAUCAAUGUCAGUGGAAGUGCCAGACCUAAACAUGGGGGGAGCAGGGAUAGGUAUAGCCACCGGCAGGAAGCGGUCGGACCACGUCAACUUCAAGAUGGAGCCCGUGGACCCGCCAGUGUGGCGGAUAGACUACAUGAAGCACGGCGAGCCCAGCCUCAACGUGUUCGGCUACGAGCCGGGCCGACUCAAGGAGAAGCUAGUGAAGACCGGACCCAACGUCAUCGUCUCCGAGAACGUGCUGGAACAAGCCGCCAGGAAGGACGUGCUACAUCCUGACGUGUAUAUUAAAAAGAACUUUAUCAGGAAGAACGUCCUCGACAUGAACUCUGGCGCCAUCGACUAGUAGCAGGCUAGCAGCAGAUUUUUAUAAAGAUUUAUUACAUUCUCACAGCAUCUCGUAUGAUCAAUUAAAUUAAUAAUAAACAUCAAUUUGUAAGAGUUUUGUUUCUACGCUCGUCAUUACCAUCACCAUCAUCGAUAUUUGUAUUUAAUUACUGGCAGCCAGACAGCGGAUAUCGUCACUCCACUUAGUGAAUUGUUUGUCAACGUCAAGUUACAGUUAAAUAUAAUAUGUUUUGUUGUCUGACACCGAGUAACAAUUUGUAAAAUAACUGAAUAGGUCGAUAAAUACAUUUACAUUGUUAACAUUCUAUCGAAUAAUCCAAAGAUUACUGAUACGUUGAGGAUCGCAAUAUUUUAUCAAUUGCGAGGUAUUACAAGACUUAGCACUAGAUCUGAUAACAUUACAUUAUUAUUUUGUUCUAUGUGUGGCAAUUUAAAUACAUAGGUAUUUCUAAGGUUGUAGGUAUGGCCAAAUACAUACUUUUCUCUGAAACACAGAGAUGUGCAAUUAAUUUCUUACUGUCACUGUCAACCUUUUAUUUAUGUAUCGAGGUAGAUAAGCUGAAACUCUUAAAAUUGCACGACACAAAAUGAUUGACCGCCUUCAUUAAUAUAAUUCAUUGUUUGAUGUUGACACGCACUGGAUGUGGUAUUCAUUAUCUUUACCACUAACAACUUGUUGCUGGCUGACGAUAACAACUCGUUAUCAGUUGUUGAUGUAGUGGUAGCAUUCACUCACUUUAUCAAAGAUACAAUGUUCAACUAACUAAUACCUAAUAAUCACAUUAUAAUAUCAUAUUAUCAUAUUUUUCGCGAAAUGUAGAUAGAAUGAUAGAAUGGCUGUGAAUUCAACUCAUAUUAUAAAGGUAAAAAAAAAAUAAGCUAUAGAAUAAAGUUCUUCAACCGCCUGUUAUUUUUUAAUAGCACUAUAAAGUCACGUGUCCUGCUAUUUGCUCAGUAUUUAAAAAUAGGAGUUAUUGACAUUUAUUCAUAAAUAAAUGUAUUUAUGGAAAUGUAAAUAAACAGAUCGUAUUUUUUUAACACAAUGUACAUGAAUUUUGCCAUCCACAAUAUUUUACAAUCAGAUAAAGAGAUACCAACACACUCACAUAAAAUUAAUAAUCCCCUACAAAAAUAAUCGCGUGCGGUUCCCACUAUCUUUAUAAUAUCUAAGAAAAAAUAGGCAUGCGACAAA
Spodoptera litura is the source of this 2525-nucleotide messenger RNA. RefSeq lists its product as uncharacterized. Lineage: Eukaryota; Metazoa; Arthropoda; Insecta; Lepidoptera; Noctuidae. The record is from RefSeq and is a predicted model, not a curated record.